This is a messenger RNA of Canis lupus familiaris (dog), 6072 nucleotides long. It is a transcript of the gene PTPN11, whose product is annotated as protein tyrosine phosphatase non-receptor type 11. Gene Ontology annotation, molecular function: protein tyrosine phosphatase activity. The record is from RefSeq and is a predicted model, not a curated record. Bases 215 to 2008 code for a protein of 597 amino acids. Gene Ontology annotation, biological process: protein dephosphorylation. Lineage: Eukaryota; Metazoa; Chordata; Mammalia; Carnivora; Canidae. The transcript is spliced from 16 exons.
UAGGCGGGGGAGGAGGAGGAGCGAACCGGGCUUGGGGGGCGGCUGCACAGUCUGCGGGAUCCCCAGGCCUGGAGGGGGGUCUGCGCGCGGCCGGCUGGCUCUACCCCCGCGUCCGGUCCCGAGCGGGCCUCCCUCGGGCCAGCCCGAUGUGACCGGGCCCAGAGCAGCCUGAGCAAGGAGCGGGUCCGUCGCGGAGCCGGAGGGCGGGAGGAACAUGACAUCGCGGAGAUGGUUUCACCCAAACAUCACUGGCGUGGAGGCAGAAAACCUGCUGUUGACAAGAGGAGUUGAUGGCAGUUUUUUGGCGAGGCCCAGUAAAAGUAAUCCUGGAGACUUCACCCUUUCCGUCAGAAGAAAUGGCGCUGUCACCCACAUCAAGAUUCAGAACACUGGUGAUUACUAUGACUUGUAUGGAGGGGAAAAGUUUGCCACGUUGGCUGAGUUGGUCCAGUAUUAUAUGGAACAUCACGGACAAUUAAAAGAGAAGAAUGGAGAUGUUAUUGAGCUUAAAUAUCCUCUGAACUGUGCAGAUCCUACCUCUGAAAGGUGGUUUCAUGGACACCUGUCUGGGAAAGAAGCAGAGAAAUUACUAACUGAGAAAGGAAAACACGGUAGCUUCCUGGUACGAGAGAGCCAGAGCCACCCUGGAGAUUUUGUUCUCUCUGUCCGCACUGGUGAUGACAAAGGGGAGAGCAAUGAUGGCAAGUCUAAAGUGACCCAUGUCAUGAUCCGUUGUCAGGAACUGAAAUAUGAUGUUGGUGGAGGAGAACGGUUUGACUCUUUGACAGAUCUUGUGGAGCAUUAUAAGAAGAAUCCCAUGGUGGAAACUUUGGGCACAGUACUACAACUUAAGCAGCCCCUCAACACAACACGUAUCAAUGCAGCUGAAAUAGAAAGCCGGGUUCGAGAACUAAGCAAAUUAGCUGAGACCACAGAUAAAGUCAAACAAGGCUUUUGGGAAGAAUUUGAGACACUACAACAACAGGAGUGCAAACUUCUUUAUAGCCGAAAAGAGGGUCAGAGGCAAGAAAAUAAGAACAAAAAUAGAUAUAAAAACAUCCUGCCUUUUGAUCAUACCAGGGUUGUCCUGCAUGAUGGUGAUCCUAAUGAGCCUGUUUCAGAUUACAUCAAUGCAAAUAUUAUCAUGCCUGAGUUUGAAACCAAAUGCAACAAUUCAAAGCCCAAAAAGAGUUACAUUGCCACACAAGGCUGUCUGCAAAACACCGUGAAUGACUUUUGGCGGAUGGUAUUUCAAGAGAACUCCCGAGUGAUUGUCAUGACAACGAAAGAAGUGGAGAGAGGAAAGAGUAAAUGUGUCAAAUACUGGCCUGACGAGUAUGCUCUGAAAGAAUAUGGGGUCAUGCGUGUUAGGAACGUCAAAGAAAGUGCUGCUCAUGACUAUACAUUAAGAGAGCUUAAACUUUCAAAGGUUGGACAAGCUCUACUCCAGGGGAAUACAGAGAGAACCGUGUGGCAAUACCACUUUCGGACCUGGCCGGACCACGGAGUGCCCAGUGACCCUGGGGGCGUGCUGGACUUCUUGGAGGAGGUCCAUCAUAAGCAGGAGAGCAUUACGGAUGCAGGGCCUGUGGUGGUUCACUGCAGUGCUGGGAUUGGCCGGACAGGGACGUUCAUUGUGAUUGAUAUCCUUAUUGACAUCAUCAGAGAGAAAGGUGUUGACUGCGACAUUGAUGUUCCCAAAACCAUUCAGAUGGUGCGGUCUCAGAGGUCAGGGAUGGUCCAGACAGAAGCACAGUACCGAUUCAUUUAUAUGGCUGUCCAGCAUUACAUUGAAACACUACAGCGCAGGAUUGAGGAAGAGCAGAAAAGCAAGAGGAAAGGGCAUGAAUAUACAAAUAUUAAGUAUUCUCUAACGGACCAGACAAGUGGAGAUCAGAGUCCCCUCCCGCCUUGUACCCCAACACCAUCUUGUGCAGAAAUGAGAGAAGAUAAUGCUAGAGUCUAUGAAAAUGUGGGUCUGAUGCAGCAGCAGAAAAGUUUCAGAUGAGAACACCCACCAAGACUUCAGCACAGAUAUAUGGACCUUUACCCUCUCCCUAAAAAGAUCAAGAACAGAUGCAAGAAAGAAUAUGUGAGAAUGAAUUUGAAUUUGGAAAGCUUGUGUUGUGGACCUUUGGAGAAGCAAAAUUUGAAACCAUUUAAAGACCACUUUAUUCUAACUCAACAAUACCUGAUUACCAAUUACUCAUUUCCUCAGAUAAGAAGAAAUCAUCUCUACAAUGUAGACAGUGUUAUAUUUUAUAGAAUUUUAUUUUAAAUUGAGGAAGCAGUUAAUUGUGCUCUAUAUUUUACAGAUGAUGGUGAUUCAAAUUCUACAUAUAUUGGCAUUUUCUUUUCUUUUUAUAACCUUAAAAAUUCAAUUAUUUUUCUCUUUGUGAGGGAUAACGGCACUUUUAAGAGGAAAAUGUUCUGGAAAAGGUGACAACAUCCUGUGGGAGUGAGAACAGUUUCAUUUAUCAUUGUUUAUCCAGUAGUGGAUAAUUCAUUUGAUGGCCUCAUUUUUUGGCUAAGUGAUAAUUAAGCCAGUGCUCCAGACCAUGAGAAGUCGACUGUCUACCUUUGCAUUGCCAUUAAAAAAUCGUGGGAAAAAAAAGAGUCAUGGAAACUUGGGAGAAUAGGCGUGUUUUCUUCUUAGCAGAUGACCAGUUACCUUCAGCCUGUUGGCUGAGGAGGAUGUGGUGGGAAAAUGUUUGUCAUGUUUUCUUUUCAUUUGAGUAAUUGUCUUGUAUUUAGAAAAAAGAAAUGCAUCUGUGGAGAACCAACUAGAGUCGUGAUUACCGAUUGUUGGUGACAAACCACCCCAAAACGCAGUGGCUUGUCCUUUUUUUUCCCCUCCUCACUAUUCCUCAGUCUGGGCUGGGCUCAGAUGAGCUGUUUCUGUCCUCUCGCUGGUGUCACCCAUUUGGUCAGCAGGUUGGCCAAAGACACUGGGAUGGUUGGGCUUUUCUCUGCAGUUCCAUGGGCCUCUCCUUCUCCAUGUGGCUCCAGUGGCCACGAGAGCACGGUAGCUGGACUGCUUACAUGGCAGCUCAGAGCCUGCAGGGUAUAAAGCAGGCAUGGCCAGGCCUUCUUGAGACUUAAACCCAGAACUUCUACUAUCCUCUAUUGAUUAAAGCCUCACAGGCCCAGCCCAGAUUCAGGAAGAGGAGAUGGCACAAGGGUGCCAAGUGGAGGUAUGAUUCACCACAGGGGAUGGGGGUGGGGGGCAGAGUAGUAGACUGUCAGAAUCAGUGCCACAGGAAAACAGCAAUAGUUAGCAAAAGUAGAAGCUGCUAGUGAUGUUGGGAAAUUGAAGCUGCUUUCAAGAGCUGGUGUAAGCUGGAAGUCAAACAGAGAGGGCCUUCUAGAAGCUCCCUGAACCACUUCUGCUGGCUCUGAGCAUAUUUUCUGAACCAUCCCUUAGGGAAAGUGGUCUCAUAAGGAUGGAUGUGUUUCAGGAGCAGAGCAUCUGAAAGCAGAACCACCUGUUGCUGUUGACCCACAGGAGGAGGUGAAUGUGGUGCUUUCUCCUUGCCAGUGGUUUCAGGCUGCGGAGAAGAAGGGGCAGUCCAAACAAGGCCGCUAAUCAGAUUGAAUUAGCAGCAGUUCAUUUUUGUUUUAAUCAAGCCGUAAGAUUUGCUACCGUUCUACCUGAAGUGCCUUCUCCAAAGACAUCCUCUUUGCCCCAUGUGUUGGAUCAUCCUUCACUGAGUGUGUUUCAGUUAAAGUAUCAUUGGUUGACAUUGUAAAGAUCAUAAAAUGCAUGGCAGCUUUGCUGUUAGCUUAUGGUCUCCUGAUGGCAGAUCCUUCUUGAUUUGGCUCCUGAUCCAGUCCUGGUAGUACUGAGGUCUUUACCUCCCAUGAAACCUUGAGGUAGUUUGAAGACUGCCUUCGCUGCCAUUUUCACAGACAAAAUGCACAUUGGUCCCCCUUGCUCCCCCUCCAUUGAACCUAGAAUUGCUUUAGAACACAGGUAUGGCCCAGAGGUAAUUACUUUCUGAGAGGAAGGUCAAUGACUACUGUCUUCUUGUCAAGCCUGGAAAGAAAGAGAUUCCAGUUCAGUAUUUGCAGCAAGGAUCUUGAAUCCUAUUCUUUUUCAUUCAUUGUCACAUUGAAUUGUUCUUGUUUGCCUUGAUUUUUUGUGGUAUAGUUUAGACUCUGGACUUGGGGGGCAAAGUCUUUCACCAGCACACAAGGGUUUGAUUGUACAAAUAUAUCUGCUACAUUAACGUCUCUGCCGGUAGCUUAAGAUCAAGUUGUUUUGCGCUUGAAACAGAAAUACCUGAUCUUGGCUAGCUUUGUUUGUUACAGGACAUUGAUUUCAUUUAGAUUUCCCUCCAUGAAGCCAGCAAACUAUCAUGUUAUGUGAAUUCAUGCCAAGAUAACAUUGUGGGAGUCCCUGGGUUGCUAAGGUUUGUCAUGUUUUUGGUGAAAGGUGAUUGCAGGUUCUCAGAUGAGGUUAUUCUCCAUGAGAUGAAAUUAGGAAGAGAGGCCAUGAAGAUGUGGGGAGCUGGAGGUGCAGGUGUUAAAAAAUUGUGGAAAUGAAAGUUCCAAAGAGGUGGUUUGUGAGGAGGUCAGAGUGCGUGGGGCCAGAGCAGUCAGUACUUGAAUAGGUUGAAUCCGGUAACCUGGCAAGUAGGUAUGAUAGAUACAGGGAUACAGUCUGCUUCUGGGCUGCUGGUAGACAUUAAAUUUGCACAAUAUCCCAUAGCUGGUCGAGUAUUUUAAAAAUUAUAAGCAUAGGGUUUUAUAUUUGGGGUGAAGAAAUUAUCUGGCACAUGGUAUUUGGGUUUUUUUGUUUUAUUGUUUUUUUUCUUUUUUUUAAAGCCAAAUUUCAGAGUCUUAAUAGUUUUUUUUACCCCCUUUGGUUAAAAAAAAAUAAAAAGACACCUCACCUCCAGUAUGUGACCCUCCUGAAAAUUAUGGUCCUCUCUCCCAUUGAAUCAGUGACUUUUCAGAUGUGGCUAAAUGGGGAUGAGCAAAUUGAUGUAUGAUUUACUUGGUGUUUGUACAUUCUUUACGGAGCCUUGUUGUUUUGGAACAGCAAAGAUUAUCAAGAUUAUUUUUAGUUUUUUUUUUGUUUUGUUUUGUUUUUACUGGGGCUCUUAAGAACUAAUAUAACAUCCUGGGUUAUUUCUAGUUCAGGGAAAUGUGGAAAGGUAUGCAAUUGUGAAGUAUUUUGUUGUAGCUUAUUAGUCCAUAAGGGGAAUUUAGGCCGUAGACAUAAGGACACACCCAGUGCAGUUUCUGUUUUCUGUUGUUGGGGGGAAAAAGUUUUCUAUAGCAAGCACAUGGCCUCCCUGAUUUCGAGAUGCCUUUAUUAGGAUCUGUAUUAGCCCUUAAUGUUGUGGAAACCUUUCUCCCUCUUCCUCUUGAAAGAUAAGUUCCAAAAUACAGUUUAUUGUAUCUUCCAUCAUUAAAAAGUUUGUUCUUUUUUUCACUAUGGGCAGUUCACACAAGGCAAAAAUAUUAAACAGUUGAUUUUAGUGUGUUAUAUAACUUUACUGUAUAUCAAACUAAUUUCUACAAGUUUUCAUCCUAAACCUCAAAUCAUGUAAUUAAUAAUUUGCCUGUUUAUUUAUGACAUAAUUGUGAUUCUUUUAUUAAUAAAAGCUAAUGGAAAAGGAUCCUUUAUUAAGCUGAUGACUAGACCUACAUUUAAUUUUCCUGCAGUAUAUGAAGUAUUGUACCAGAGUAUUAAAAGAUAUGUAAUAUUUUAUUGAUAAAUCUAUCCUUUAAAAGGAAUACAUUUUAGGAUGUCAUCAUUUUGAUGUGAAUCAUGUAAAUGUUGAUAAUAUGCACUGUUUAUUAUACAUUUAGUGUUUCAAAAGAUUCACUUAAUUGCCUUUUUGCCCACGUAUUAUGUAGUCUGUUUGCAAUUGUUUUUUUAAAAAAUGACAUGAAAAGAAUAGUUUAUGUAGAGAAGCAUUAGUGGAUGUUGUCUCCCCACCUGUAUUUAUGGGUGUUAGUUCAACUGCGUUGCUAGUUGCAAAGCCGUAUUAUCAGAGUAGACGUGUAUUUGUAAACUGUAUGGGAACUAAAAAUUAGGAAUAAAACCAUUUUCUUAUAUUA